CAGAAUGGGUUGAGAUUUGAGAAAAACAACACGACAACAAUAGCAGAAGAAGAAGUGUUAGUGUUACUCUCUGAGCGAAUGGGUGGAAGAUGGAUUAAAACCCUUUUACAUAAAAAUCACCACCACAUACCAACAACAACAGUAACACGUUCUUCUCUUUUACUAUCCAAACCCCCCCUUUUUCUUCAACCGUUUUCUCAGUGUUGCUGCAAUGCAAUCCCUUGUUAUAUUGAUUCCGAUCCGAUUCAUUUCGAUCAUACCCAAAGAUUUGGUGCACCGGAUGAUGAUCCAUCUGUCAAAGCUUUCUUCCUUUCCACCAGAUAUUACAGUUGAUGAUGGAAGAUGCUAUUGAUGAUUGGCAUUUGGCUCCUGAGGCAGAUUCUUUGGCUCCUGAAAGAGGACACUGUUGCACAAGGGAUUCGGUGGCUCCAAGAUGCAAGCAUUUUCAAACGCCUUUUACUGGAACAUUAUAUGCCGACUCAGAUGAAUGAAGCUUUUUAUGCAAAUUAACAGAGUAAGACUUACUUGGAUGUGGGCAUUUGGUGAAUUAUUGGCCUUCUUCUUCCAUCGACAACACUGAGAGCACUACAUUCUUGACCUAACUGCUGUUUGCUAAUAGAUACUCUAAUUGGACAACAUAUUGCAUAUAUCUGUCUCACCAUUACACCAAAAAUAUCCCAUAUACGUAAUCUUGUAUUGUAACAAGAUUAGUUUAAAAGUUAACCGUUAAAAAUACGAUCAUUCAACUCCUCCUAAAGACACCACAGAACUAAGUAGUAGGUUGUGCACAGGCACAACCAAAAAGGUGUACUCUCUUUGUCUUGCUAAAGCUCACAAAAUAGUCAAAACAAACCGCUCCAAGUUAUGAGAAUGAACGAAGUGUUCAUCAAAGGCCAUAAGGCAUUCUCACUCUGAAUGAUGUUUAUUUCUGGUCAACAGUUUUCUACACAUGCAAAAUCUGGAUUUAUUUUUUGUUUGUUUUCUAGUAGACAUUACAUUGUGAAAGAAAGAAACUACUAUUACACUUCUUUGGUAGAAUAUAACUACUUUUUUUGCAGGAUUUAUUCUUGCAUUUCUGCAAAUGAUGUGAUGGAUUUAUAUAAAAUAAAAUGUCAAAAACUGAAGAGCAUGAGACGCUUCUGGGAGAUUGUGAGACUGUUUGGGAAUUGUAUGUGGUUGGAUAUGACGAGGAUGGGAAUCAAUGCAGAUAUGGAGAAAAUGUGAGAGAAGUCGAUUACAAUCCCAAGUGGACUUGCCCUUGUUGCCGAGAAAUUUGCAGCUGCAAUAGUUGCCCUUGUUAUUAUGCAGUAUAUAACUCCAGAAGAAAGCAUUAUCUUCUCUUGAAUGUUCUUUCUGCUGCAGUUGAUUUUCCUACUUGUGACUUUAUUAGGAUGUCACUUUCUGUUGGUAAAACUGGUUUGAGGACUUUAGCUGUUGUUACAAAGGCUGAUAAAUCUUCUGAAGGAUUGUUGGAGAAGAUUCUUCCCGAUGAUUUCAAGGGGGUGGCGGAUCACUAUCCCUCCUCAACGAUGGACCUUCUGCAUCUACCACGUUGUACUUGCCAUGGAAUGCAGAUGAAUUUGAUAGAAGUAACCCACCGCAAAGGGCUACAGCAAGUGUGUUAAGAUCUGAUA
Trifolium pratense (red clover) is the source of this 1634-nucleotide messenger RNA. RefSeq lists its product as uncharacterized. The transcript has 4 exons. Lineage: Eukaryota; Viridiplantae; Streptophyta; Magnoliopsida; Fabales; Fabaceae. The record is from RefSeq and is a predicted model, not a curated record. The coding region runs from base 1110 to 1625 and encodes 171 amino acids.